Molecule: messenger RNA, 1117 nt
Organism: Struthio camelus australis
Lineage: Eukaryota; Metazoa; Chordata; Aves; Struthioniformes; Struthionidae
Source: RefSeq, a predicted model, not a curated record
AUGGCAAAACUGAUUCCUAGGGUGGCUUCGAAGAUCCCGGUGAAGAGCGUUUAUCCCCCCCGGACCUUCCUCGGCGCCUCCGAGGGUGCAACGAGCUCCGCUCCCCACCCUUCUUGCCUUCGCAGACCCGUGAUGGAAAUCCCAACCCUGAAACCUCUCACCGAGGAUAAAGCUCGGUUCUACUUCCAGGAUCUCAUCAAGGGCAUCGAGUACUUGCACUACCAAAAAAUAAUCCACCGGGAUAUUAAACCUUCCAACCUCCUCGUCGGGGAGGACGGGCACGUCAAGAUCGCUGACUUUGGCGUGAGCAACGAGUUCAAGGGCGCUGACGCCCUCCUGACCAACACGGUGGGCACGCCGGCGUUCAUGGCACCGGAGACGCUCUCAGAAACCAGGAAAAUCUUCUCUGGGAAGGCGUUGGAUGUCUGGGCCAUGGGAAUCACGCUCUACUGCUUCGUGUUUGGGCAGUGUCCCUUUAUGGACGAAAGGAUCCUGAGUUUACACAAUAAAAUCAAGACCCAAACCUUGGAGUUCCCAGACCAGCCGGAGGUUACGGACUUCUUGAAGGAUUUGAUUACGCGGAUGCUGGAUAAAAAUCCCGAAUCGAGGAUUUCGGUCCCCGAAAUCAAGAUCUUGGUUAAAACGAUGAUCAGGAAGCGAUCGUUUGGGAACCCGUUCGAGGGCAGCAAGCGAGAGGAACGGUCCUCGUCCGCCCCGGGGAACCUGCUGACGAAGCAAGGCAGCGAAGAUAACCUGAAAUGCAACGACCUGCCUAACGUGGGAGAGGAAGAAGUUCUUUCCUGAACAUCGACACUGUGGUUCUGUUGAGCAAUGUGGUCUGGGGCACCUUACGAAGUGUGCAGCCGAGGAGGACAGCUAUUAACAGAGCCUACACCAAACACAGCAUGACAUGGCGCUAUUUCAGUAUAAUGCUGGAUGUAGAGCUUACAUAGCAGCACGUUGUAAGACAUCCGACUACAGUACUUGUCAUAAACAUUGAACAUCUCCGAUUGCUUGGACUGCUGACUUAUUGCGGGAAAGGUGCCGGCGGAGACCCCAAAGGUGAGCUAUCGUGUUGAGCAGCAACAGCGCUUUGCAAAAAAAAAAAAAAAAAAAA